AACCAGCUUUUGCUCAACAAUCUUGUUGGCAAACAUGCAGCGUAAGAGUAAGAUGGCACCGAACGGGAUGUCGAGAGGAAAAACUCCCCAGUUUCUCACUUUUGGGCUCCUUAUCGUCAUAUGUGUGCUAGCAUUCAAUUACUGGAAUGUUUCCUCGAGAAGUAAACUUCUCCAGAAGCAGGUGCAAGAGAUGACGUCUACUCUAGAGGAGCUGGCAAUGUCGAAAAUCCAUCUUGAGAAGCGCAGUGAGGCCUUACAAAUGCAGAUCACCGAAUCCAACCGGGUCAUCACCAGCUUCAAGCAGGAGAAGGAGUCCACGGACAUGCAGAGGCAGGAAUGCGUACAGGAGCUGGAGAGGAAACGCACCGAGAAUGAGGACCUGACCAACAACCUCAACGUCUGCCAAGAGCACAAGACCGACCUGGAGGACAAAUUUGCAAUAAAACAAGGCAAUUUAUCUUCCACAGCACGACUAUUACAAAUAUGCACAGAAAAGUAUGACAAGUUAGUCGAAGAAGAUGAUAUCAUUACGGCCAAUCGGCAAGAAGAGAUGAAUGGUCUUCGCUCCCAGCAAGGUGUUAUGGAAAGUAACUACCGGAGGUGUCAGGAAGAAAAGGAGGCCAUGAACAACUUGGUGAAUUCCAUGAAAGGAGAGGCCCAAAUGAGGCAGAUCGAACUCCAGAAAUGCAAAGAGGCCAUGCAGCAGUGCCAGAACAAUGUCCAAAACCUGCAGCAACAGCUACAGAUGACCAUGCAGCAGCAACAGCAGCAGGUGUUGGAUGUCAACCAGCAGCAGCCACAGCAACAGUUGACCGAACAGCAGCAACAGCAGCAACAGCAGCAGGUGGUAGAUGUCAACCAGCAGCAGCCACAGCAACAGUUGACCGAACAGCAGCAACAGCAGCAGGUGGUAGAUGCCAACCAGCAGCAGCUGCAGCAACAGUUGACAGAACAGCAGCAACAGCAGCAGGUGGUAGAUGCCAACCAGCAGCAGCCGCAGCAACAGUUGACAGAACAGCAGCAACAACAGUUGUAUCAGCAACAACAACAGCAAUAUGACCAGCAACAGGCACAACAGCUGCAACAGCCUGGCACUGGCCAGGGACAUGAACAGCAACAAGUAAGUAUGAACCUAGAUUUACAGCAACGCCAUCAGCAGCGCCUUCAAGCGUUCAAAGACAGACAACAGCAGCUGCACCAGCUGGUGCAAGAGCAUCAUGGCGACCAGCAAGAGUCCCAAGAACAGCAGCAGACAGCCGAUCAGCAACAGCAACAGGGAUACUCACAGAGUCCACCACAGCAACUUGAGCAGGAUCAACAGCAUGAGCAGCAGGUGGCAGAUCAGCAAUCACAGCAGCCGCCAUUGAGCUUAGAUCAACAGCUGCAGCAGCAGCAGCAGACGGCUAGUCAACAUCAGCAACUUGCAUCUCAGCACAGCCAACUACAGCAAGAACAGCAAGGACAGCAAGAGCACGUCCAUCAAGAUCAACCCUUUAAUGCAUCCCCUGUGGUUGUUGGGCUAGGAGGAAUCAGAAAUCAAACAUCUCUACAGAAUAAGGAAAGGUCUCGAGAACAACCCCAGCAGGUAAAAGGGCAAAGAGGAGGGGAGCAGAGGGACCAGUGGAAGGAGGAGACACGGCAGCAGGGUCUGCAUCACCAGCAAAGAACCUCGCCACCACUAAGACAGCAUUCUGGAGAGCAGCAGAAACAUGAAGGGCGGCAGCAGGAAAGGCAGGAGCAUUUAGACAAAGAAAAACUGCAGGAAGGACAGGAGCGGCACGCACAGCAGAAAACUGGCCAACAGGAGCAUAGAGGACAGCAACGGCAUGAUCAGAGUCUGCAGCAGGGACAACACAAUAUUGACCAGAAGAGGACGGAAGGACAACGUCAGAAAGAGGAGAAACAACAGCAACAAGAUAAUAAGCAACAGGCUCUUCAAAAUGUUAACCAGCAGCAAGAUGAGAAACGGAAGCAAGAACAGCAUGACAUUAACUCGCAGCAGCAAGAGGAGAAACAGAAGCAAGAACAGCACGACAUUAACUUGCAGCAGCAAGAGGAGAAACAACAGCAACAAGAUAACAAGCAACAGGCUCUUCAAAAUGUUAACCAGCAUCAAGAUGAAAUAAAACGAGAAAGUGAAAAAAAAGAGCGCCACCAUGAUGACCACAAGCAGCAGGGAGAGCUUCAGCAGCAGGAACAACGCAAUACUAGCCAGCAUCAAGAACAGCAGAAGCAGCAGCGAGGAGAGGCACACCAACAAGGCGGUGAACGGCAGGAAGAACACAAAACGCCAGAGCCGCAAGGCAAACAAGACCAUCAAGAGAAACAGCAACGGGAAAGUCAGCGCAAUGAUCAGCAACAGCACCUGUCCAAGCAGCAGCAACAACAUGUUGAGCCAGGCCAGCAGCGGCAAAACAAAUCCAUGGAUGUGCAGAACCAGCAGGCCUACAACCAGUACUUGCAGCAGCAAGCGCAGCAGCCGCAGCAGCCUGAAGCACUGGAUGAAGCUGCUCGGCAACGGUACAUCCAGGAGCAGCAAGAAUUGCUGCAGAAGGAGCAGCACCGGCAGCAGCUUGAACAACUGCAGCAGCAACAGGAACUGCAGGAGCCUGACAGCAACGAGAGAGGAGUUCCAUUGGAAGUUGACCGUCCGCAAGAAGCAGGGCAAGAUCGUCGGGAUCCAGGCCCUGUCAACAUGAUCGAGAAUGAGGUGGACCAGCAGAGACAAGAGGAGAAGACGCAGGAUGAAGCUGGGCAGAAAGUAGAGGAGGAGACUAAAGACAGAGAAGAGGAGGAAGAGAAUGUCGCACGCCAAGACGGUGGGGAAGAAGACAAUGGGGGACCGGCUUACCAGGAUGGAGAAGAUGGGGAGGAAGGCAAGAAAGGCCAGGAGAAUGAGGAGACCAGACAAGAGGACUUGGAGAAAGACAUGGAGCUGAGGAUGCAACGACUUAGACCACAGGGGGGUGAAGAGGACCGCCAAGGGGAACAAGAAGUGCUAAAACUGGCACAAGAUACUGCGUUAAUGCCAAGAGAAACUCGGAACAGUAUGUCAAAGGUCACACCAAAGCAUCAGGAUAACCCACUCACUGGCUACCUUGGCAUACAUGUGCCAGUCUUGACAGCCGAGCAUCAAGGGCUGACGUCAGAUGAAACAAAGGAGAAGAAUGCGGGAGGUGGAGUUAGCAAGGUGGCUAGGCCACACGGCCCUGCCGCUCUCCAGGAUAAUCCAGCACCCAUCCCAGCAGGGGGUGAGACAGCAGGCGAGGCAGCAGGUGAGGAGCAACAGGGCAGGGAUGACAAGGAAGUGGAAGACAGACGAGAGGAAGAGGAUGAACGGCAGCCAGAGUAUGGAGAUGACAGAGAGGAGGAUGAGGAGAGAGAUGCAGAAGAGCCAAAGGAAGGAGCCAACGUUCCUGUAGUGGACCAAGAUAUUCAGAUAGAAGGAGAUAAUGAAGAUGAGGAGGUAGGAAAUGAAAAGUGGGAAGUGGAACAAGAACAGCAGCAACAAGAAGAAGGGGAGGAAGAACUCGGGGAUCAUGCUGAGAAUCAGCUGGAUGAGAGACCAGCGCUCCAAAGACCAGCAUUCAUAUAUGAUCAGGAAACAGGGCGAGUGAAAGAAGAAGGCAGGGUGGAGGAUGCUGCCGGGCAUGGACGGGAUGAGGAAAAUGAUAAGAGGAGGGAGGAAGAGGAGCUUGGGGAUGCAGGCGAUGCGGACGGAGCUCCUCAAGGUGACGAGCAGCCAGUAGAUGGAGAGGAAGUAGAGCAGGAGGAUGCUUGGAAUGUGGAAGAGGAUGCUGGGAAUGUAGAGGAGGAUGCUGGGAAUGCAGAGGAGGAUGCUGGGAAUGUAGAGGAUGCUGAGAAUGUGGAAGAGGAGGAUGCUGGUAAUGAAGAGGAUGCGGUAGAGGCAGGGCCAGAUGACAAGCAAGAGGAUGAUCAGUUACAACUUGGAGAGGUGGAGAUCGAGACAGACAAUGAGCUGUCUUCCAAGGAAGCUGAUCGCAACAAACAGGACCAGGAUCAAGAGAACAAUGCCUACGAAAACAAGCAACAAGCAGCAGACUAUCCAGACCACGACAACAAUCAGGACAAUGGAAACGACCGAGGAGAUGCACCCAACAACGAUAUCCGACAUCACUACGAUGCUGGAGACGCUCAGGGCAAUGAGGCGGGCAGAGCCAAUGAGGUUUACGACGAGGGAGACCAUGUAUAGCGAGCCUGAAUGGGGGUCUGCUGUCUGUUGUAUUUCAAAGUUUGCAUGAAGUUUUCUCUUUACACUGAGGGUUGUCAUGUUUUUUCCUUUUCCACCCUUGUCAAAAUGUCAAAGGCAUAAAUAAAACAGGUCACACAUAACAGAACUAUUUAAGCUCAAUAACACAGUUCAAAACAGUGGAUGAGAAAGAAACUUGUGACUUUUCCUUGGACAUACACGUAAUGCCUCACUUCUUCCAGUUGAAAUUGGUGGAAUCACUCCACAGAUUCAAUGUCACAGAAAUAUUACACUUGGGGAAAAAAACAAAAAUGCAAGGCUUGUGUGAAACACAGAAAUUGCAAUAAUUGAUUAAAUUUUGGUGGUUGGGGUGUAAUUAGCAUGCAAUUUAGUUCAAGGAAGCCACUGUGACUUACUUCUUUUGUUUAAAAAUUAAACCAUACAAAUUAAUUUGAUUUUUUUCCCAUUUCAAAAAUUACUCAGCUACCAAAGGUAGAGAGUCAGAGAGCCAUGACUAGGCCCUCCCUACAUCAAGGGACAACGUCUUUUUUUAGGAAAGUAGGAUUUGUAUUGUGGGGAGAAAAACUUGUCUCUGUAACAUUUUAUUUUUAUUUUUUUUAUUAUUUAUUUCAGCAUGUGUGUGUUUCCCAUAACCUGGAAACAAGUAAGGUAGUAUGGGUGCUCUUGUGUGUGUAAAAACACAGAAGAAGUCUUAAUGACUUAUUGUUGAGAACUUAUUUAACUCAUUAUUUGUCAAUGAGUUUUUUAGACCUCAGAAAAGAAAGUGUCCCAUUUUGUUGGAAAGUUUUAUGACUGUCCACUGGAUGUAUACCUAUACUCUGAAGUGAGUAUCAUGAAAUGGCAAUGGUCAAUAUUUCCUGGUAAUAAAACUCCGAUCUGGCUUACACCCCCAUCUCCAAUGAAGCACCCAAAAUCAACACUGCUUUUUCAAUCAAAGUGUGGACUAAGAUUUUCCUAAGAUACUAAGAUUUUCCCAUAAUCAUAGAGGCCUGCGAUUGGCAUCCAAACUGUACUCUGACACAGGAGAGUGGGACAAGAUGCAUGCAAUAUCAGGUUGUGAGUGCGAGAUGUAUGUUAUUUACACUACAUUCCAUUGUUUUGAUAAGAUGAAUUGUUUUCAAAUUAUUGCUGUGUGACUUGUGUGUCAAGUGCCGUAUACCAUUAACACGCCAACAUGGUGCUGCCUAGCUUUUAUCUGUCUGCUGUAAAUUCAAAUGAAGUCGCAAGUUGUUUGCGUGAUGAUGUUUUGUCUAGUUUUACUGAGGCUAAGCCUGAAGAGGAGAGUUUGUAUAUGGGGGUUGCCCCCCCCCCCAGAUUGUUGUUUCUGUGUUGCUGAAAGCUUGGUCAUGGCAAACCCUGGUAGUUUCUUUUAAAGCUACUUAAGUGAGCAUUUUCUCUUAUUAGUCUGAGACACAGGCUCAUGUUUUUUUAGAAGGCUUUGUAAAAUCCAAAGAACAGGCAUGCUACUCCAAACUUCCUAUGAUGGCGUACAGUCAGUUCAUUGAAUUGGGGAAUUUUGAAGUCAAGUGAUUCCAAGUGAAGUGCCCAAGACCAGAGGGUGACCUUUAAAAAAAAAUUAACUUGAAUUUUUGUCAGAAUUAAAUAGUAACUGUUUUUAUUCAUAACAGUGCAAGUUUUCUGUCAAGUCAUACUUACAUUUUUUUAAUAUCCUCCCUUCUUGAAUUUUGGCGUGUAAAGUUAUUUUUCAUUAGUAACAAAUUCUCAGUUAAAGUUGGCCUGGUUUUCUUUUUAGUUUCCCUACCGAGGACCAGCAGUUUUGCAAGUGUACUCGGAUCUGAUAUGCCCAUUACAUACACUGAAGUUUAGUCUGCUGGCCACUUAUACGUGAAGUCCACCCUGUAUCAAAGCACACUCAACUGCGUAGUCCUGAUCACUCAAAACAUUUUAGUCACUGUACUGCACAUAAUUUGCCAAUCCACAGUGCUCAUGUUCCAAGUGUUGUAGCAAUGUCAUCGAUUUUGUUUCUAGCAAAUGGGCAUUGUGGCUUGACACGGGUCUGUGAACGCAGAGCCAAAUGUAAGUUUGAUAUGUAACUUACACUAACAAAUUCCGUCAAAAUGGAUUUAGGUUUAUCUCCACUCCAGACAGAAUCUUAUGAAUUCACUCAUUUUAGAUGCACCUCCAGGCUCGGUGCAGUGAUAUAUUCAGCCCAAAAAUGGCCAGUUACACAUGAAGUCAAAGCUGGAGAGAAAGCCUGAUUUGGAAAAGGGUCAAAUGCAAAGAUUUCAACCUAUCUGCCCUGUUCUCUGCCCCGAGCUGAAGUGCACCCUCACUGGCAAAAGAAAGACUUAUGGUACUAAGAUUUCCAACUGGGUUCUUGCACGUAUUCUGCGUGCACAUGAAGACCAUAUUGCAGCGUAUGCAGUGAAUGUGAGGAAACGUCUGUCAGUGUUAUUUCCACAUAUGCCCUCUUUUGUUCCUGUGCAGAGCGGAGAGUGCUGAUUGGCCAGUCCACAUGCAGCACUUUGGCAAGUGGGGACUGAUGCCAUAGUUGGAGCAUAUUAACAUCAUUUACUCUCACAAUCAAUAAUUGAAAUGCGGCGAUGAAACACAGUAUGAAGUGUGAUGUUUUACAUUUACAUGAGGCACGAACUGUUUGGUAUGGCAACCACAUAGCACCACACAUGAAGAAUCUAAGAUGUUACAGCAAACCACUCAACCGUUCCACUUAGUCUGUGCCAUUAUACUUGGCUGUUUGGAAAAAUCACUCAGAUUGGUAAAAAUUCAUCACCCAGUGUUUGCUUUUUUUUCCAUCAUGCAGAAUAUCUUCUGUCACUUGCUAUGUAAAUAAAUGGUCCUUAUGAUGUGAACUCUUGAUGACUACCCCGCUGGUUUCUGUGCAUUUUGUUGAGGUGGUCAGCUGCUUACCAGCUGCAGUAGGAGGCAGGGUAGUGUUCGGUUGCCAUAGUGACAGGUUAGAGGAGAGUCUCUUUGCUGCAGCAGCUGUUCCUUUAUUUCAUCUUCAGUUUUGUUACUUGUUUCUUUUAUGUAUAGUUUAACGUACUUUUUCUCUCUAAACCAAGAUGUACAUUUCUUUGAAUGUGAUGUAAGGCAAUAACAUUAAAAUUUUAAAGUGCUUAAUAGUUUUUUUAAAUCCAGUUGAAACAGAUGUGCUUGGUGUAACCUGCAGUGGGUUUUUUUUUGGUCAACUAUUCAUUUGUGUUAAGGUGUAGAGAGUCUGCCAUUUAAGUUAUUGUACCUUGUACCAAGAGAGUCAAUUGAACUUGGCAAAGGUUGGGAUAAAUAACUUUUCCGGUUGAUAUUUCUUCACAAGAGGUCACUCAAAUGAAUAUAUAAUGAGACAC
This is a messenger RNA of Acanthaster planci (crown-of-thorns starfish), 7557 nucleotides long. RefSeq lists its product as uncharacterized. The record is from RefSeq and is a predicted model, not a curated record. Lineage: Eukaryota; Metazoa; Echinodermata; Asteroidea; Valvatida; Acanthasteridae.